Messenger RNA from Neurospora tetraspora, 342 nucleotides. Its product is annotated as Sec61beta family-domain-containing protein. Gene Ontology annotation, cellular component: membrane; Sec61 translocon complex. Gene Ontology annotation, molecular function: guanyl-nucleotide exchange factor activity. The record is from RefSeq and is a predicted model, not a curated record. Lineage: Eukaryota; Fungi; Ascomycota; Sordariomycetes; Sordariales; Sordariaceae. Bases 1 to 342 code for a protein of 113 amino acids. The transcript is spliced from 3 exons. Gene Ontology annotation, biological process: post-translational protein targeting to membrane, translocation; SRP-dependent cotranslational protein targeting to membrane, translocation.
AUGUCUUCUCCUCGUGCCUCCUCCCCCUCCUCCGCGCCCGCUGGCCCUGCCGGUGUUAGCUCUGCGCGCCCCUCCUCGCCUCCUCCCCCGGGCGGUGCCCGUACCGCCAUCCGUCGCCGUGCCGCUGCCGACCAGAAGGAGAAGAUUGCCAAUGCUCGCCCCAACAGCACGCGCGCCGCUGGCGCCGGUGGCUCCAGCAGCACCAUGCUCCGUCUCUACACCGAUGAGAGCCCCGGCCUCAAGGUCGACCCCGUUGUCGUCCUGGUCCUGUCGCUGGUCUUCAUCUUCAGCGUUGUUGCUCUUCACAUCAUCGCCAAGAUCACCCGCAAGUUCUCCAGCUAA